CCGCGGCCGCCGGGCUGCCAGGCGCGGCGCUGCCCGGCUCGGCACGGCUCGGCACGGCUCGGCGCGGCCCCGCCAUGGACGGGGGCGCCUUCGGAGCGGGGAAAGCCGGCGGCGCCUUCGACCCGCAGGCCUUCCUCCGGCAGCCGCACACCCUGCUGCGGCUCCUCUCCUGGGUGUUCUCCAUCGUGGUGUUUGGCUCCAUUGUCAAUGAAGGGUACGUGAACCGCAUGGACGAUUCGCAGGAGCACUGCAUUUUCAACCGCAACCGCAACGCCUGCAACUAUGGCAUUACCGUGGGUGUCCUCGCCUUCCUCAGCUGCCUUCUCUACCUGGCUCUGGAUGCCUACUUCCCGCAGAUCAGCAGCGUCAAGGACCGCAAGAAGGCAGUGCUCUCGGACAUCGGUGUCUCGGCCUUCUGGGCAUUCCUGUGGUUCGUUGGCUUCUGCUUUCUGACCAACCAGUGGCAAGCUUCAAAAGAAGAGGACAACCCAAUGAACGAGGGAGGGGAUGCAGCCCGAGCAGCCAUCACGUUCUCCUUCUUCUCCAUCUUCACCUGGGGCUUCCUCACCUUUCUGGGUUUCCGGCGACUCAGAGACAUUACUUUUCAGGAGGAAUACAACACGCUGUUCCCCAACUCCCCGUCCUUGCUGCCAUAAUGCCCCUCACUGGUGGCGAGCAUGGGGGUAGGGACAAGGGCUGCAGAUGAAGGAGGCUGUCGAGCAGUUGGCUCCAACGCCCUGAUCAUGGGCGUUGGCGUGUUCCUCCUCUGCCCCUUCUCUCCCUCACCCUAACUAAUGCUGUGUAACACUUGUGCCUUUCUUUUGAUGACUGCUCAGACCUAAUAUUUCAGCCAGGAGAUGCCUUCUGCCCCACCACUGUAUCUUCUCCAUUCCUCCCAGCCCUCAUUCCCCAAACUCUCCCCCGUGGGGCAGUUUGUGACCUGCCAGACCGCUCACCUCUGUCGGGGAUGCUCUGGGAAGGCGAGCUGUGCCUGCUGGGGUCUGCAAUGCUGAGCCCCAUGCCCAGGCUCCCUGCUGGCCACCCCGUUGCAGCUUGUCCCUCUUCUCCUUGCCACGGAGCUGGUGCUUCCUGCAGGGCAGCCUGAACCUGGACGGGCUUCGCACACUAACCCGUAACCACUACUAACCCUCCUUUUGUUUGUUUCUCUCUCUCGGUACGUUCCCCUUUCUCUUUCUCCCGUCCCCUCUCUGCUUCCCGUCUCUUCCCGUCCCCCCCCUGAAGGUGGGCCAGGCAUUCCUGGCGUAUCAGCGCUUCCGGCUGGGCGCCGACUCGGCCCUCUUCUCCCAGGACUACAUGGACCCCAGCCAGGACUCCGGCAUGCCUUACGCUCCCUACACCAACGAGGAGGAUGCUACGGACGCGGU
Molecule: messenger RNA, 1385 nt
Organism: Oxyura jamaicensis (ruddy duck)
Lineage: Eukaryota; Metazoa; Chordata; Aves; Anseriformes; Anatidae
Gene: SYNGR1
Product: synaptogyrin 1
Exons: 4
Coding region: 75-656 (193 amino acids)
Cellular component (GO): synaptic vesicle membrane; neuromuscular junction
Source: RefSeq, a predicted model, not a curated record